Solanum pennellii is the source of this 975-nucleotide messenger RNA. RefSeq names its product prefoldin subunit 1. Lineage: Eukaryota; Viridiplantae; Streptophyta; Magnoliopsida; Solanales; Solanaceae. Gene Ontology annotation, biological process: protein folding. Gene Ontology annotation, molecular function: protein folding chaperone. Gene Ontology annotation, cellular component: prefoldin complex; cytoplasm. The transcript is spliced from 6 exons. The coding region runs from base 137 to 526 and encodes 129 amino acids. The record is from RefSeq and is a predicted model, not a curated record.
AACCCAAAUUAUAGGCAGAGUCAUACCUUUUACUGUUCGUCUCUUGCUCUAUCAAUCUCACUCGCCUGUUUUCAGAAAGUAGAAUUAUAUUCUAGGGCUUCAGUUUUUGUAUCUGCACUUGGAAUUGCAGUUGAAAAUGGCGGACGAAGCAAAUCGAACUGCUUUUAUUGAAAUUCAGGGUCGAAUGAUAGAGACUACCGGUAAAUUGAAGCAGGUUCAAACCCAGAUUCGAAACAAAGAAACCGAGAAGAAGCGUGCUUAUUUGACAUUGGAGGAACUGAAACAGCUGUCUGAUGACACUAAUACAUACAAAGCCAUAGGCAGAACAUUUGUCUUAGAGCCAAAGGCUGUGUUAAUGAACGAGCAAGAGCAAAAACUCAAGGAUGGUGAAACUGCAAUUGCCUCUUUGCAGACUUCUAAAGAGUAUUUGGAAAAGCACAUGGCGGAGGUGGAGAAUAACCUUAGGGAGCUCUUGCAACAAGAUCCUGGUCUUGCUCGUCAGAUAAUGACCAUGUCUGUAGCAUAGAUUUUCUGCUUCUCAAGUUCCUUUUGUCAACUCUCUUUCCUUGGAAGAAAAAAAAAACGAUAGCUUCUCAAAGAUUUUCUGGAACUUCAAAUUCUAGGUAAAGAAUACACUCUGUACUGGCUGUAUGAGGAACUUAUCCACCUGAUUUCUGGCACGCUGCUGUGUUGGUCGUAAAAUCGUAAUGCUUACUUCUAUUGGACCUGGAAUUGGUCUAGAGACUACUGCGAGUCAAGUCGUAAAAUUCAUUAGAAAUGUUGUGUAUUAGCUACCUUAACAAUUUUGCGGGUUUGAGUUUCCAAAUAGUUAAUACUUAAUGGUUGGAUGUAUCUUUCUGCAAAUUGUUCCCCAAGUAAGGUUUUUGAUUUUGAUUGAAGAUAUAUUGUCUUCAAAAUUGGAGAAUUACUCGUGCUUUUUCUUUUCAGUGGAAAAAAGUGAAAUUUCUUCAUGUA